GCGGCCGCAUCAUGGCGCGGUGGUGGGGCCUCCCGGCCCUGCUGGUGGUGGUGCUGCUGCUGUUCGGCCCCGGCUCGGCCGUCGCCAUCUCCUUCCAGCUGCCCGUCAACUCCCGCAAGUGCCUCCGUGAGGAGAUCCACAAGGACCUGCUGGUGACGGGCGAGUACGAGAUCACCGACACGUCGGGGGGCAGCGGGGGCCUGCGGACCCACCUGAAGAUUACAGACUCUGCUGGUCACAUCCUGUACUCCAAGGAGGAUGCAACCAAGGGGAAAUUUGCCUUCACCACCGAGGACUAUGACAUGUUUGAGGCGUGCUUUGAGAGCAAGGGAACAGGGCGGACACCUGACCAGCUCGUGAUCCUAGACAUGAAGCAUGGAGUGGAAGCGAAGAAUUACGAGGAGGUUGCUAAAGUCGAGAAGUUGAAACCCCUCGAGGUGGAACUGCGGCGCCUGGAGGACCUCUCAGAAUCUAUUGUUAAUGAUUUUGCCUACAUGAAGAAACGGGAGGAAGAGAUGAGGGACACCAAUGAGUCAACGAACACCCGGGUCUUGUACUUCAGCAUUUUCUCCAUGUUCUGUCUCAUCGGACUGGCCACUUGGCAGGUGUUUUACCUACGCCGCUUCUUCAAGGCCAAGAAGCUGAUCGAGUAGUGAGGCAGUUCCCUCCCACCCCCGCCUCUGAGCCAGCAGGACACCGCUGGGGCGGGCCUAGCCCGAGUCGCCCGCAGAUGGCAUCACCCCAGCACGCCAUCGGCUGACCCCGGAGCUUUCUCGCCAGAACCGGCCUGCGCUGGGGCUGAGCAGUGGGAAGAUGGGGAUGGGGAGAACCACCUAGAAGACUUCAUGGGCCUAUCGAGGGGACUCUUUUUAACUUUGUGGGUGGUGGGGGUUGGGAUGGUUUUGCAAACUAUGGGACUAUCAUUAGGGUCACCUGCGAUAAGAAAUAGGGGUUUCUCAGAUGAUGCCAGAGCCAGCGUUUGCACUGGGUUUCCUCAAAUGAUCUGUUUGAAUCUUGUGACUUCUUCCCUCCUCCUCCUCCUCCUCCUCUUUAUCCCCUCCCCCUUGCCCUCUUGGGCUUCCGUUCUUGGCCUGUUACCAAGAUUUGAACGACCACGUUACCCUUGCUCCUUUCUAAUUAUUCAUUUACGACCUCCCCGUCCUGCCCCUUAGAGGCUCCCUCGGUCCCCUGGCCAUUAAGUCUCCCCUCAAGAGGAAGAUGGGUGAAGGUAAACUUCUAAAGGAUCAUCUUGAUAAAGCCAGGGCUAUUAAAAGAAUGGAACGUGCAGCGUCCUGUUAUAGCUCUGAUUUCUCCUGCGGGAAACGGGCUGAUGAAAGAAUUACGGUCUCCGAUCCUGGCCCCCUUUAACAAGCAGUUGACUGUGGUCCCUGGCCUAGAGAAAAUUAACCAGUCUUUUUUCCUACUUCGCCACUCUAUAUCAGUUCCUGUUCUCACACGUUGGAUCCGGAGGUUGCCCAGGGGUGAUGUAGAAUCCAAGAGGUUAUACGCGGUAUUCUCAGAGCUGAGAGGACUCAGUGUGCAGAUUCGCCACUCAAGCUCAGACAGGGAGCCGCGGGGGAAAGUGUUUUGGCUGCUCCUGGAAUCUGUCGCCUGAAGUCAAGCGGCCCCGAAUAACUCGUGCAGCAUCUCCGCCCGCUGUUAGGACGGAUGGGUCAGGUAUGGGAGAAGUCCCCAGCCAUUUGUUUCACUGACCCUGCGCAGAGUAGCUUGGUACAAAGGGAGAGCGAGCAGACGAGAGCCUGUUUUCCGUAUUACAGGGAACGGUACGACCUGAGACUGAGUUACUCGCUGGCCUCUAGGCAGCAGAAGGAAAACCAGACUGUUUCUGGGCUUAAUCCCUCGUUGGUUUCUGGAAGAACUGACAGCACUUCUUCGGAACCUUGGACUGGCCUCCCCUCCCCUCUCCUUAACUCUCCUGUGGCUUAGGGGCUUUUUCUGAGUGAACCCCCUGGCUAAGUUAGACCUAAAUUAGGGUAGCGCUUGCAGUGAGCUGACACAUCCAUCAGUGACGUUGAAUCCAAGGUGAUAAAAUCAAGGCGCAGUUCUCCUUCCGUUGGUCUUGUUUCUCAUUAAAUGAGAUUUGCUGGGGAAUUGGAAUUAUUUAUUUAGAGUCCAAAUCUUUAUCCCUCCUCGGCCUCAUCCUCCCAUUGCCCCUACCAUCCUCACCCACCUCUUUCACCCAAAGCUAUACCUAGAAUUUUACUCAGAGCCUCCCAUGUUUCCGUUUUUAAUUUUUAUAGGUAAUUUAAAAUAUGCCUGCAUUUUCUUAGGGUGCGUGGUGCAGGCGGGUACUGGGACUCAAUGUGGCUAUAAAAGAAAGUUAAUGCUGAAAUGAGGCUGCUUAAAGAAUUGUGAAUUUCCGAGUUCUGCUUUUUCCCCCAUCCCGUAAUGCUGUAGACAAAGUGAUCUCUCUAACCUGAGUUGAUGAUGGUUUGCAAUACGUUUUGCUGUACCAUGGUCAUAAAUACGACAACUUUUGUCUUGCAGCUGUUUUCAUUCCUUGGCUAUUAUUUAGGGAAAAGUCAUGUGGGAUUUGUACAGAUUACCUGUAAAGUAUUGGAUUGGGGAUUUUUGUGUAAAUUUUCUCAAAUAAAAUUUGGAGGAAACCA
Molecule: messenger RNA, 2630 nt
Organism: Tachyglossus aculeatus (Australian echidna)
Lineage: Eukaryota; Metazoa; Chordata; Mammalia; Monotremata; Tachyglossidae
Gene: TMED10
Product: transmembrane p24 trafficking protein 10
Exons: 5
Coding region: 12-653 (213 amino acids)
Biological process (GO): endoplasmic reticulum to Golgi vesicle-mediated transport; Golgi organization; intracellular protein transport
Cellular component (GO): endoplasmic reticulum-Golgi intermediate compartment; COPI-coated vesicle; COPII-coated ER to Golgi transport vesicle
Source: RefSeq, a predicted model, not a curated record